Xenopus laevis (African clawed frog) is the source of this 4820-nucleotide messenger RNA. It is a transcript of the gene arih1.L, whose product is annotated as ariadne RBR E3 ubiquitin protein ligase 1 L homeolog. The record is from RefSeq and is a predicted model, not a curated record. The coding region runs from base 2399 to 3988 and encodes 529 amino acids. Gene Ontology annotation, molecular function: ubiquitin protein ligase activity; ubiquitin-protein transferase activity; zinc ion binding. Gene Ontology annotation, cellular component: cytoplasm; nucleus. The transcript is spliced from 15 exons. Gene Ontology annotation, biological process: protein ubiquitination. Lineage: Eukaryota; Metazoa; Chordata; Amphibia; Anura; Pipidae.
GGGGCAAAUUCACUAACCCCAGCACUUUUUUUUUUGAGGAACUUCUAUCUACUCUAUUGGAUUUCGCUUGGUCUGAGGUGGCGAAGGCAAGUUUGUCGAUAGAGGUAACGGUCAGUAAAAUCAAAAACUUGGUGAAUCUGCACAGUAACGCUCUUUCGCCAGAGUGAAAAUUCGCCUGGCAUUAGAGUGCUAAGUUGCGCCAGAGUCUAUCUCCUUGGCGAAAUUACGCCAGUAAAUCGAUAAGUAAAUCGGUGAAGCGCCAAAAUGACGUCACGCUGGCGAAUUUUCGCCAGUGUUAGCCACUUCGCCCUUUAGUAAAUUUCACCAAUGUGCUUUUGCCCAGCAACUAGGGAAAAGGAGGAUUUAAAACUAUAGGAGCAUAGCAGCAUAGUUUCUGCACAUACCCACUGCCAUGUAUUUCGCACUGUGUUUUUGAACAAAGCCGCAUUUUCAAACAGCGAUUCUCCUUGAUAUUUGGAUCAGCGCCGGAUAACGGGUUCUAUCCCAAUACAGAUCCUAUAGGUCCCUACAAAUAUUUGCUUUUAGAUAAAAGGGCAUGAAACUGAUAAAUAACGCCUUCUCGCAGAUUUCCAUUCCGACAUUAAGCCACCAUUCCUUGGAUAAAGAAAUAUUGACAGGCUGAGCAGUAGCUGCCUUCUUUGUUACUUGGGCCAAAUGUGCUACUAUGUGUCACUUCCUAAUCACUCAGAAGCCUAAACUGGGAGAAAACUCCUACUUUCAGUCCCCUUCUACCCUUGUUGUACAUGGUAUGUGCCAUACAGUGGGUGUGAUGUUUGCUUAGUUGGUCUGAUUUAAUCUGAUCCACUGAACAUAUUAAAAGAAAACAUAUGAAUGUCUACUCAGCUAUCAAGCAGGAAAAGCGCACAUAGAACAGGCAUAAUGUGUGUCUUCUCAUAGCUCUAAUGCUCUUGAGCAUUUUUCGUACAAGUUUAAUAGGGAGAUUUAACUUUCCCACGGAUUCAGGCACGGCUCACAUUACGUCACUUUUCCCCAUAAAGAAACACGGUCAUUUGUAUCAUUCGUACCUGAGAGUCACAUGCAGGAGCCAAAGCACUUUGAACUUUACAUCACAAAGGAAGUAAUGUGCCACAUUCAAUAUGGUUGAUCCGUGAGCCCAAGUCUAAGCUACGCAUUGCACGAAACUGGCUCUUCAAUCUUACAAUCCUCCAUACGGAUUGCCUGUUGAAUCUUUCCAGCUACAAAGUCUUGCCACUCCAGAGAUGGUAUUCUCUGUUUUCCACGCAAGGUUCUAGUGACGCCUUCUUGACACUCCACAUCCAAGAUGGAGGACCUAGUGCGCCGGAAGCCGGGCGCCGUCGCUCAGGUGGUGAUGCGGUAACGUACCCGUGCGUGACGCUGCCGCCCCUUUGUUGGCUCAGUGACGGGCGCUGCGCUGUUUCUCCCCAAUACCGGAACCGGGGGAGGGGGGGUCGUCCGGGAGCUGAAGACCGAGAACACUUGGAACAGUGCAGCCUGUGCGUGAGGAGGCGGAGCGGUCACUUGACCCACGGGGGCGCGCAUUUACCGGAGCGUGAGCGCGCAUAGGGGAGGGGCGGUGACUUAGUGCCCAGAGGCCUGUCUGUCCCUUAGAAACAGGGUCCUGUUGUUUUGGAAGAGCUCUUACCAGUGGGUUCCCGUAGUUCUGUUCAGAAGAGCUGAAGCCCACACACAUUUUACAGGAUAAAGGUUUACAAUAGUACAGUAAUGAUCUAGACACAGUUUAUACACAUAUAUUGUCUCCAAAGGCCAGGACCUGUUUAUAUAAUACGAUAUUAUCUUUCUAACGUACGGAAUAUUACGUGAGUAGAAGGAAAGCCUAUACACAAGGCCUGAGCUUUGUUUUCAAGCUCUAUUUAGAAGCAGAUACACAUAGAAGCAAUCAGAGGAAAGGUCUCACUAAACUGACUUGUGCAUGUGUUUGGGAAAGUGUUUCUGUAAACUCUUAACAUUUACUGUGGCAAAGAUGAACUCAGUCUCAAACACAGUUGUACAAAACUCGACUGGCUAAAGGCUUAGAAUUUGGAGGUGGUUUUACAUUGCCAGAAGUCUGUAGACCAUUAUACAUUGUCCAUGUGAUUUCAUAUAGUAUUACUGAAUUCCAGUCCAAGUUACAAAGUGUAAGAGUAAAGACAUAAAUUCGAAACCCUCAUGAGAACAGAGGACAAGCCUUUGCUACCAACAAAUCCUAGCAGCAGCUUGUCGAGACUGAGCAAGAAAGUCAUCUCCACUCUUCAACGUUUUGGAUGACAUCUUUUUCUUCUGUUGAGACUUCUACUUCAACAUUUCCUAUCAAUAUACAAUUUUCUUAAACUGUGAUUUGGGGAAGCCCCCCUUCUAAAUCAGGAACCUCUAAGUGGCCUUUCUUUGCCAGCUCAACAUGGACUCAGACGAAGGAUACAACUAUGAAUUUGAUGACGAGGAGGAGUGCAGUGAGGAGAGUGGGGCUGAUGAACAUGAAGAUGAGCUGGAGCUUGGAGAAGUGGAGCUGGUGGAAGCUGGGCUUAGUGGGUCAGAGAGAGCCGGGCUAUGUGGAGAAGGUGGUGGAAGUGCCCUUGGACCAGGUCCAGGUGGUGAGGAGGAUGAGGAUUAUCGCUAUGAAGUUCUCACUGCUGAGCAGAUCCUCCAGCACAUGGUGGAGUGUAUUCGUGAAGUCAAUGAAGUUAUACAGAAUCCUGCUACUAUAACUAGAAUACUUCUGAGUCAUUUCAACUGGGACAAAGAGAAGCUGAUGGAGAGGUAUUUUGAUGGUAACCUUGAAAAGCUCUUCUCAGAAUGUCAUGUCAUUAACCCCAGUAAGAAGUCACGGACGCGCCAGAUGAACACUCGGUCAUCUGCAUUGGACAUGCCCUGCCAGAUCUGCUAUUUGAACUACCCAAAUUCAUAUUUCACAGGCCUUGAAUGUGGUCACAAGUUCUGCAUGCAGUGCUGGGGCGAGUAUUUGACCACUAAAAUCAUAGAGGAAGGAAUGGGGCAGACAAUUUCAUGCCCUGCUCAUGGUUGUGACAUCUUAGUUGAUGACAACACAGUAAUGCGCUUGAUAACUGAUUCGAAAGUGAAGUUAAAGUAUCAACAUUUAAUUACUAAUAGCUUUGUAGAGUGUAACAGACUUUUGAAGUGGUGCCCUGCUCCAGAUUGCCACCAUGUGGUAAAGGUUCAAUAUCCUGACGCCAAACCUGUGCAUUGCAAGUGCGGUCGACAGUUCUGCUUCAACUGUGGAGAAAAUUGGCAUGACCCAGUAAAGUGUAAGUGGUUAAGGAAAUGGAUAAAGAAAUGUGAUGAUGACAGUGAAACAUCAAACUGGAUUGCAGCUAAUACCAAGGAGUGUCCAAAAUGUCAUGUAACUAUAGAGAAGGAUGGUGGCUGCAACCACAUGGUAUGCCGGAACCAGAACUGCAAAGCAGAGUUCUGCUGGGUAUGCCUGGGCCCAUGGGAGCCUCAUGGUUCUGCCUGGUAUAAUUGUAACCGCUACAAUGAGGAUGAUGCGAAGGCUGCUCGAGAUGCUCAAGAGCGAUCCCGAGCAGCUUUACAAAGAUACCUUUUCUACUGUAACCGCUACAUGAAUCACAUGCAAAGCCUGCGAUUUGAGCACAAGUUAUAUGCUCAAGUGAAGCAGAAGAUGGAGGAGAUGCAGCAACACAACAUGUCAUGGAUCGAAGUUCAGUUCCUAAAAAAGGCAGUUGAUGUGCUGUGCCAGUGUCGUUCCACACUAAUGUACACCUAUGUCUUUGCCUUCUACCUCAAGAAGAACAACCAGUCUAUUAUAUUUGAGAAUAAUCAAGCAGAUUUAGAGAAUGCAACAGAGGUUCUAUCUGGAUAUUUGGAGAGAGACAUUUCCCAGGACUCACUGCAAGACAUAAAACAGAAAGUGCAAGACAAAUACAGAUACUGCGAGAGCAGGAGGCGAGUCUUGCUGCUUCAUGUGCACGAAGGUUAUGAAAAGGACUUGUGGGAAUAUAUUGAGGACUGAUUUCCACCAUAAAGACCAACUUCUGUUGCCACCUGACACUAGAAUUCAACCUUCCAUUAAACGCAGUUCUGCCCCUGAGGCUGACCCCAUGCACAUUCAGCCGUCUCUUCCCUUUUUCUCUUGCUCUCAUCUCUUUCGCUCCUGCCAGGCCUUUGGUUGGUUUAUUUUAUUUUUGUUAAUGGAAAGUCUAAGUAAAUUAUAUUGUAAUAAUAAAAGGAAAGCAGAUAGCGGAGGAAAUGGUUUGACAGUAUUGUAGGCAUAUUUAACCCCUUGGAAGACAAAGGGCCAUAGAAGCGUUGAUCUGUGUUCUGUAAAGUUCUCAAAUGCAUAUGCUAAUCCUUGUGGCCACCAAGGGGUUAAUUUGUGUGCAGCACCUCAGCAAUUUGCAAAUUCUUCCUCUUAACUUCUGCUUCCUUUCUAAGCUGAUUUCUCCUCUUUCUCUGCUUAGAUAAGAUAGCCACCCCUUCUCUCAAUGCCUCAUCCCUUAGUCACAUCUCUGCCCUAUCUAUUGUCUCCUUCUCACUUUAAUUGCCACUGUCUUUGCCCAUUUGUUCACCUUCAACACCCCUCCCCCGUCAGUCACCCUACCCCACCCAUGUCUUACCCCAGGUUGGAGCUGAACAGCUUUCAAGAGUUUAAAAAAAGAGAGAAGAUAAAAAAGACAAAAAAAUAGCUUUGUACAUGACUUUUAAAAACAAAAGAUUAAAAUGAAAAGAAGACAGCAGUAUUUUUCAAACUUGUAAAUAGUGCAUCUGCAUGAGCAGGGAGGAGCUGGGAAGCACGGUGUUUGCAUCAUGUUUAAGUACAAAAAAAAUAUUUAUUCUUUCUUGAA